Messenger RNA from Aedes aegypti (yellow fever mosquito), 842 nucleotides. RefSeq lists its product as uncharacterized. The transcript is spliced from 2 exons. The record is from RefSeq and is a predicted model, not a curated record. The coding region runs from base 6 to 842 and encodes 278 amino acids. NCBI's taxonomy places the organism in Eukaryota, Metazoa, Arthropoda, Insecta, Diptera, Culicidae.
CCGUAAUGACCGGUAUCCAAAAUUUCCGUAGUAAACUAAAACAGAUUGAACCGCGGAAGGAAAUAGCCCAACUAGUGAGGCUGAACGCAGGCAAUCUGAUUGAUGGACUGAGGCUAAUGCACAAAGAUAUGAAGCUAUCUAAGAUCGAGUUUCCAGAGAAAUACGAUCACAUCCUACGAGAGGUUGAAAACCUUCGCCGCAAACUGCCGAUCGAAACGGAACUUCUUCUGCCCUACAAACGCAAACGGUUCCGGGACGAGAAGCUCCAGUGGAUCACGGCCAUCCUGGCGAACAAGGCCAGAAUUCGCCACCUGGAAAAGCGUAUGCAGUCGAUGCAGGCUGCGCUGGAUGAGGCGAAGCUGGAGAACUUUGCGUUGAACGAUCGAAGCCGACGGGAAAUACAGGAGAUCAUCGACGACUCGGAGAUGGAGCUUUCCGAUGUGAAGCACGCUGCGGACAGCGAGUUUGCGCACCUUCAGGAAGAAUCGUCAAGAAAAGUCCUGGAUCUGGACAUGAACAACGAGUAUCGUGACUUGGUGAACGAGCACAAUAGUAAACGUCGGAAGAUUACAAAACUGACCGUGCAGUUGCAGCUGUGGAUAAAGAAGUACGACAAGUUUGUAGGAGAGCCAAUGAAGGAGAUGAAGACACUGGAGGACGAUGUCGAUAGGUUCAUGGAAUGGAAGGAGACUGUCUAUGAGCCUCAGGUGGAGAAAUACCGCCAGCUGAAGGUUAGCGUGGAGCUGUUCGAGUCCGCGUUGAUGGAAGAGCAGGCGAAACAGUUUAGCAAGGAGCAUGCGGCACGCGUUAUACAGAGGGCAUGGAGGCAGCUCGAGAGCUAA